Molecule: messenger RNA, 2230 nt
Organism: Dermacentor andersoni
Lineage: Eukaryota; Metazoa; Arthropoda; Arachnida; Ixodida; Ixodidae
Source: RefSeq, a predicted model, not a curated record
CUUCCGGCUCCCGAGCUGAACGGAUCGCGGGAUCAUGAGCUCCAGUGGAGCGGCUUAUGCGGCUGUUAGCCGCGGCAACAGGCUUUCGACAUCGGAAGAUAAGGACUACCAGAUUAUUUUGCCUCGUCUACCUACAGGACGCAUCGUGUUAAACACAGUUUUUUUGCACGGCGACACUCGUGUUCGCCCGUUUCGCGUAGAGGAUUUUCGGGACGCGCUUCAAGCUCUUGGUAUGCUCUCUGGCGUCGUCGCCCUUGGAGCGUACCAAAUCAACCACGUAUGGGCUGUGACGAUGAAGACAGCCGAGAUGGCCCAAAAGCUGGCUGCACUGAAGGAGCUUCAGGUCAAGGGGCGUCGCUGCCUGGUCAUCGACCCUAAAGAACAGCAGGUGAAGCUUCGUCUUCACUGGCUUCUUCAUGGUGUGGAUGAUGAAGACGUAAAGACUGCGCUGGCUUCCUUUGGCAAAGUCACGGAAGUAACCCGGGAGCGCUGGCGGGUGGAUGGCGUUUCCGACAAGGGCUCGACGACCCGAGCUGUGCUGCUGCAGCUGAAGGCUGGACUGAAAGUCGACGACCUGCCCCACCAGAUCCGCGUCGCCGGCGAGCUUGCGCUGGUCGUAGCCCCAGGUCGCCCCAUGCAGUGCCUGCGCUGCCGGGGCUCUGGUCACGUUCGUCGAGAAUGUAAGGUUCCCCGUUGCUCCCGGUGCAGGCUUUUCGGACACAACGACACGGACUGUGUACGUUCAUACGCAGCAGCCGCGGGGUCGGCGGAGAGCGAGCCGUUGACAUCAGACCACAUGAUGGACGUGACCGAGGCCGAGGAUGCGGCCAAGGGAGCUGGAAGCGGCAAUGCGGUGGCAGAAGCGAGCGGGACGACGACGCCGACUAAAGGAGGACCGAAUAAUGUCCCUCCUCCCGACGAGCCAGAAACCGCACUAAUCAGCGUCAGGGUGACCCAGACAGAAAAUGAGAGCCGCCAGCCGGCUACAGAUACUACGGAGGCAGCGGAAAACGACAACGCGACCCCUGCUAGCGCCCGCGUCGAAAGCGUCUCGGCACCGGUGAAGAGGUCCCUGCAGCAGGAGGAGAAAGUGGACGGAAAGGCCAGCGGUGACUCCGAGGCGCCGCCAGCUAAGACGCUACCCGGCAGGCGCUCCACCCUCAAGCUUAAGCCUAACCUGGAGGCUGACCCCAGGCCUUACCGUGUAGAAGACUUUCGGGACACGUUGGUUCAUCUCGGAGUGCUUCCUGAAGUGAUAGCUUUGGGGGCGUUCCAGAUGAACCAUGUUUGGGCCGCCACUUUUAAAAGUGCAGAAGCUACGAAGGAGAUGGUAGAAAUUGGGGAAGUUCUGGUCAAGGAGAAACGGUGCCUUGUGGGUGAUCCCGAAAAUCAAGAGGUGCGCAUCAAGCUUUACUGGGUGCUACAUAAUGUUCCGGACGAAGAAGUGCGCUCUGCUCUAGCACCGUACGGGAAAGCAAGCGAUGUCUACAAGGAGCGCUGGCGAGUGCACGGAAUAGCUGACAAAGGCUCGUCUACGCGCACGGUUGGUCUAAAGCUCAAGCCUGGUGUAACUCUAGAAGAUUUACCCCAUCAGUUGCGGGUUGCAGGAAUCACGGCUCUACUCGUUGCGCCGGGACGCCCACCGCUAUGCUUGAGGUGCCAUGCCACAGGCCAUAUCAGGCGCGACUGCCGGGUACCGCGUUGUGCCAAAUGUCGGCGAUAUGGCCACGAUGAAAGCGUCUGCGUGCGAACCUACGCAAACGUGGCCGGAGUCAAAGCAAGCGCUGAACUGUCGACGGAACAUCUAAUGGACGAGGCAGACGCGGCCGAAACUACCCCCGAGGCAGACAGCUCGCGAACUAUUGGUGCAGCAAACGUGUCACAUGUGAAGCAAAAGGCUGCAGUCAUUAUUGCGGAAGAUGCAGCCAUCGCUUCAACAGAGGCUGUAGAGACACUGGCGAUGGGCGCUCCAACGAGCCAACACAUUGCACCUGGCGCGAGUGUCGAGCAAAGCCCUGAGACUACAGACGUCAUUAUGGCAAAUACCAGCAGCCCUGCACCAAAACGACUCCAUGAGGACGGCAAAGAAGGGCACAAGACCGACCAGAAUGCAACGGAUGAGCCGCCUGUGAAAACGACACCCCAUCGAAGGACUACAUUUAAACCCGCACCGAAAAUACCGCUCGAGCCACGGCCCGAGCGGAAACCGCCGGCCCCGCCGGCGACGUGA